AUGGCAACUGAACAGAACGCGUGGCCUCCAGGCGUGAGUGGUUCUGUCGUGUUCGACUUUGACGUGGCGAUUUCAGAGAUUCGCAACAAGCUGAGCCCGACCUUUUUGGAGAGAGGGUGGGCUGCAACUCUGUUCAAGGCUGCCAAGGAAUGCAAAAACGAACUGAGCAAGUCGAUAACUAUCGAGAUCUCUACUCUAUAUGUUCAGGUCACUUUUCUUGACAUCCUCUGGGAGCGUCUUUUCGGUGCCGCUAAUGGUUCCUCGCCCUGGAAAAUGAUUCGCCGCAAAAUUAACUACAAAACUCGAUUCGGCGAAGGUGACAAGGUUACGAAAAAGUCCAAUUUCGACGGGCUCAGUAUUGAAGCCGCAGCGGGAGAAGAACGCUUGUUCAAAGCUCUUUGCGGAGGGUUUGACGGUAGACCAAGAAAUAGCAAGACUUCAAUCAGCAAGCCAGAACUGUUUGGUCAUUUUUUCAAUGGAGCAAUCGGCAGCACAGCUCCAGAGAAUGAUGUAUAG
Messenger RNA from Pestalotiopsis fici W106-1, 516 nucleotides. RefSeq lists its product as uncharacterized. NCBI's taxonomy places the organism in Eukaryota, Fungi, Ascomycota, Sordariomycetes, Amphisphaeriales, Sporocadaceae. Bases 1 to 516 code for a protein of 171 amino acids. The record is from RefSeq and is a predicted model, not a curated record. The transcript has 2 exons.